GUUAACUGCAGAGUCGCAAUAAUAACAAAACCGCGCCGUCUCUCAGCCUUUCUUUCCCUCUAAUUGCUAAAACCUCUGUCUACCCACCCACCUGCCAACAAUCGGCCAUCGGUCUCUUGCAAUUGCUAGUGAUUCCCUUCUAGGGGAUAGAAAUGGCCGGGAAAUCAAACAAAGGGAAGAAUAGGAAGGCAGUUCAAAAUCUGACCACUGCCAGUUCGUCAGAGCAAGCAGCACCUUCUGAUGCUCCGGUGAAUGAUACUGCAACGCAUGCGGAGGCUAAUGGAACAACAGGUGUGACUCCACCAACUGAUACAAAGACGGAGGCAACAGAGUCUGGAAAUGGGACCUCUGGACACGAGGCAAAGCAAGGUGAACGUGGUGACAUCCAUCUCUAUCCUGUUACUGUUAAAACCCAAGGAGGGGAUAAGCUAGAGCUACAAUUGAGUCCUGGGGAUUCUGUUAUGGAUGUGCGGCAGUUUCUUCUUGAUGCUCCAGAGACAUGCUUCGUUACAUGCUAUGAUCUAUUGCUGCAUAUAAAGGAUGGUUCUGUUCAUCAUCUGGAAGAUUAUAAUGAAAUCUCCGAAGUAGCUGAUAUCACCACAGGAGACUGCUUCCUGGAGAUGGUGCCAGCACUGUACGAUGAUCGAUCCAUAAGAGCUCAUGUUCACCGUACUCGAGAAUUGCUCUCUCUUUCCACAUUGCAUUCCUCACUAUCAACAUCACUUGCACUGCAGCAUGAAAUGGGAAGUAACAACGAGAAAUCUGGAGAGCCUAUGAAAGCCGAUGUACCUGAACUUGAAAACUUGGGUUUUGUGGAGGAUGUUUCUGGUUCAGUCUCUAGCUUGUUGGCAGCACCUUCAAAGGAAACUAAAUGUGUUGAGAGCAUUGUGUUCUCUUCGUUUAAUCCUCCUCCUAGCUACAGAAGGCUUUCUGGAGACUUGAUUUAUUUGGAUGUAGUAACACUAGAAGGAAAUAAGUAUUGUGUUACUGGAACAACCAAAACAUUUUAUGUUAAUUCCAGCACUGUUCAAUCUAUGCUACCACCAAAUUCGUGGCUUGGGUCAUAUCCUAUCCCUGAUCACAAACGUGAUGCAGCACGGGCAGAGAAUGCACUUACACUUUCUUUUGGAAGUGAGCUGAUUGGCAUGCAAAGGGAUUGGAAUGAAGAGUUACAAUCUUGUCGGGAAUUCCCCCAUACAAACCCCCAGGAAAGGAUACUGCGAGAUAGGGCCCUUUACAAGGUCAGUUCGGACUUUGUAGAUGCUGCGAUUAGUGGUGCUAUUGGAGUGAUCAACCGGUGUAUCCCCCCAAUUAAUCCAACUGAUCCAGAGUGCUUUCAUAUGUACGUUCACAAUAAUAUAUUCUUCAGCUUUGCUGUUGAUGCGGAUCUCGAGCAACUGCCCCGAAAGCAGGGAGCUGAUUCUAAAGUUGAGGGCACAGGCUUAUUACAUUGUUUGUCGGAGAAGACCUCCAACAAUUUGUCACAGGGCGCCUCUGAAGUCUCUAAUGGAGAUGAGCAUGGCGACUCAGUUGUAGAAGCUGUAAACAUCAACUUGGAUUGUCCUCCUGGAGUGCCUGGUGAAACUCAGUUGGCAGAAAGUGAGCAAGCCACUUAUGCAAGUGCAAAUAAUGACUUGAAAGGCACAAAAUCAUAUCAGGAAGCUGAUGUCCCUGGAUUAUACAACCUUGCUAUGGCGAUAAUUGAUUAUAGAGGUCAUAGAGUGGUGGCUCAGAGUGUUUUACCUGGUAUCCUUCAAGGUGACAAAUCAGAUUCCCUCUUAUACGGGUCUGUUGAUAAUGGCAAGAAAAUCUGCUGGAGUGACGAGUUCCAUUCCAAGGUGCUAGAAGCUGCAAAACGUCUGCACUUGAAGGAACACACUGUCCUUGAUGGAUCUGGAAAUGAAUUCAAAUUAGCCGCACCAGUGGAAUGCAAGGGCAUUGUUGGUAGCGAUGACAGGCAUUAUCUGUUGGACUUGAUGAGAGUCACUCCUCGUGAUGCAAAUUAUAGUGGUCCAGGUUCCAGAUUUUGUAUUUUGCGACCUGAAUUGAUAACUGCGUUUUGCCAAGCUGAAGUUGCUGAGAGGUCAAAAUCGAAGUGCGAGUCAGAGGGGGAGGUACCAGUGGCCUCUGAUUCUUCAACAGUAAAUAACACUGAAGAAUUACAAACAACCGAUGGUGUUGCCCCAGCUGAAGUCGACAGCAAUAAGGGAGAAAAAAGUGUGAAGGAUGCUGGUAACAAUUGCUGUUCUCACUCGGGAAGAACGGAUACUGAGGAUAUACUUUUCAAUCCUAACGUCUUUACAGAUUUUAAGUUGGCAGGGAGUGAAGAGGAGAUAGUUGCUGACCAAGAACUUGUGAAGAAAGUGAGUUUGUAUCUGAAAGACACUGUGCUUCCGAAGUUUAUUCAAGAUCUCUGCACACUUGAAGUUUCACCCAUGGAUGGGCAAACUUUAACUGAGGCACUCCAUGCGCAUGGAAUUAAUUUGCGCUAUCUGGGAAAAGUGGCUGAGGGGACCAGGAACUUGCCUCAUUUAUGGGAUCUUUGUUCCAAUGAGAUUGUUGUCAGAUGUGCGAAGCACAUUCUCAAGGAUGUGCUGAGGGAUGCUGAGGACCAUGAUCUUGCAAACACAAUCUCACAUUUUUGCAACUGUUUGUUAGGAAAUAUUCAAACUGUAUCUAAUAAAGGUGGCUCCAACAGUGCACUUUCUAAAAACCAAAAGAAGGACCACAUCAGCAACCAGCAAAAGUCGUCCAAACAAGGAAAGCGAAAAAAUGUAGUAUCUGCCAAGAAGAAGCUGUCCUCCUAUUUGAAUAUUACCUCUGAUAGUUUGUGGUCUGACAUCCAGGAAUUUGCGAAGCUAAAGUAUCAGUUCGAGUUGCCUGAGGAUGCAAAAAUGCUCGUAAAGAAAAUUCCAGUUGUACGCAAUCUUUGUCAGAAGGUAGGUGCGACCGUUGCAGCUCGUAAAUAUGACCUUGUCUCUGCUGCACCUUUUCAAGCAUCAGAUAUUAUGAAUCUCCAACCAGUGGUGAAGCAUUCUAUCCCAGUUAGUUCAGAAGCUAAGGACCUUGUAGAAACAGGGAAGGCUCAAUUAGCUGAGGGUUUGCUUAGUGAGGCGUACACUUUAUUUUCUGAAGCAUUCACAAUACUUCAGCAGGUGACGGGUCCUAUGCACCGUGAGGUUGCCAAUUGUUGUCGCUACCUUGCUAUGGUUCUGUAUCAUGCUGGAGAUAUGGCUGGCGCUAUAAUGCAACAGCACAAGGAACUUAUCAUAAAUGAAAGAUGCCUUGGACUGGACCACCCUGACACUGCGCACAGUUACGGAAAUAUGGCCCUUUUCUACCAUGGUCUUAACCAAACAGAACUUGCAUUGAGGCACAUGUCACGGGCCUUGCUUCUGCUUGGUUUGUCAUCAGGUCCUGAUCAUCCGGAUGUUGCUGCAACAUUUAUAAAUGUUGCAAUGAUGUACCAAGAUAUAGGAAAGAUGGAUACAGCACUUCGUUAUCUUCAAGAAGCAUUGAAAAAGAAUGAACGGUUGCUCGGGGAGGAACAUAUUCAGACUGCUGUUUGUUAUCAUGCUCUGGCAAUUGCAUUCAAUUGUAUGGGUGCUUUCAAGCUCUCACACCAGCAUGAAAAGAAAACUUAUGACAUACUAGCCAAACAGCUCGGAGAGGAGGAUUCAAGGACACGUGAUUCUCAGAACUGGAUGAAAACUUUUAAGAUGCGUGAGAUACAGAUGAAUGCGCAAAAGCAGAAAGGUCAAUCUCUGAAUGUGGCUUCUGCACAGAAGGCUUAUGAUAUUUUGAAGGCUCAUCCUAGCCUGCUACACGCAUUUCAAGCUGCUGCUGGAGGUGCUGGUGUUGGUGGCAUUAACCAAUCAUUAAGUUCUGCAGUACUUGGUGAUGGGCUUCCUCGAGGAAGAGGAGUUGAUGAAAGAGCUGCACGAGCUGCUGCUGAAGUAAGGAAAAAAGCUGCAGCAAGGGGUCUUCUGGUACGUCCCAGUGGUGUUCCUGCAGCGACUUUACCCCCUCUUACCCAGCUACUCAAUGUAAUAAACUCUGGCGCCGCGCCUGAUGCUGCAAAAUCUAAUGAAACUAAUGAAGAAAAGAAAGAAGCGAAUGGUAAUUCUUCUGAUGGACCUGGAGGAGAUGCCCAAGCAGAUCAUUCCAAAACACCAGGACAAGAUCAAACUCCUGUUGGUUUAGGAACAGGUUUGGCGGGGUUGGAUGCCAAGAAACAAAAAUCAAAAGGGAAAUCUGCAUCUUGAAACAUAGAAUGCUGAAUUUACUAACAAACAUGACAAUGGCCAGUUCGAGCAUUAUUAUGGAUUUUAGCCAACGGCAAGCUCAUGCUGCAGGUACUCAUCGUGUGGGCAAUUGCUUAUACUUGUAUUCUAUUCUUGCAAUAAUACUCUCAAGGAGAUUUAAGUAUUCGAGAUACAGUUCCUUUCAUCUUGAUUGUUGCUACUGAGAUUACGUAGCUUGUAGGCCUAGUUUGAGAAAAUAGGUUUAGUAGGCGCAUUAUUUUGGUGUUCGUUCUAAAUAAUAUUAUGUAGGGAGGUUGAUUCUCUGUUUGGUGCAUUGAUGUCAUCCUGAAAAUUUUGACAUCAAUCCCCCCACCUUAUGUAUACCCAUUUCGUUGCGGUUGAAUAUGUGUAAUGAUCUGGUGAGUGAAAGUGCUCUUUCGUGGACAACUUUUUUUAUUUCUGGUUAAAAGUUAUCGUUCUAUUUGUCA
Messenger RNA from Nicotiana tabacum (common tobacco), 4732 nucleotides. NCBI's taxonomy places the organism in Eukaryota, Viridiplantae, Streptophyta, Magnoliopsida, Solanales, Solanaceae. The record is from RefSeq and is a predicted model, not a curated record.